AACUGAGGAAUGUGAUCCAACGAGCACGGGAGUUUUCUGUAAUUUGCCAAUUACUACGUACGCACCCUAGCAGUUUUUCAGUUCUUCGUGCUGCGCCUUCUCAUUUCUGUUAGACAAAUCAACCAAAUCAGAAUCGAAAUCCUCCUCGUCGCCACCACCAGCGCCACCAUCAUCCGCCGCGAGCACUAAUCAAUGACAAAUCCAAUUAGCAAGUCGCUAAUCUUGAUAUUGUUAGCACUCUUUUUGGUGUCGUCGUCGCUCGCUAGCACAGAUGUUCCCUUCAUAGUAGCCAAUAAGAAGGCCACUCUCAACAGGCUCAAAUCCGGCUCCGAACGCGUCUCCGUCUCCAUAGAUAUCUACAAUCAGGGAACUUCGACUGCUUAUGAUGUAAGUCUUGUUGAUGAUCGCUGGCCUCAAGAUAUAUUUGAUGUCAUCAGUGGCAACACUUCACAGUCAUGGGAAAGACUUGAUGCUGGUGGUAUCCUGUCACACUCUUUUGAAUUGGAGGGCAAAGUGAAAGGAAUGUUUUAUGGUUCCCCAGCAGUUAUUACUUUUCGCAUUCCCACUAAGUCGGCUCUACAGGAGGCAUAUUCAACUCCCAUACUGCCUCUAGAUGUCCUUGCCGAGAGACCUCCUGAAAAGAAGUUUGAGUGGGUAAGUUUCUUGCUGAUUUUUUUUUUAGGUAUAUAAAUUUGCCUCUAUGCUUGAGUGCACAGUUUCCCGUUGACUGAACUCCUUUUUUUUUUUUUCCCCUCUUUUCUUUUCUUUUCUUUCUUGUUCUAUGGAAUUGCACUGGCGAAACUUCUGCAGGCGAAGAGGCUAUUGGCAAAAUAUGGAUCUCUAAUUUCUGUCAUUUCCAUUGUGGUUCUGUUUGUUUACCUGGUUGCUACGCCCUCCAAGUCCAGUGCAGCAAAAGCAAGCAAAAAGAAGCGUUAAUCAAUACAGCUGAGUAACUAAUCAAUAGCUUGUCUGCAUUUGAACUACUAGAUGCGCGAGCUUGUCUCAGUAGCUAGUUAAAUGUUCCUUUCCCCUAGAAUUGAGAACAGAUUUUAUUAAAACUUUCAUUUACAUAUUAGUUAAAAGAGCGCAUGCAACAUGAAUCAACUGAUUUUUAUUGCUCACGGUAAGGACCAAUUAAUGUGAUCUUUGGCUUGUGUACAUUUUAAGAUUACUGAACUGUUAUCAGUUUUGGAGUCUGUAUUAGUUUGGCUGUAGACAUUAUGAAAUUCAAUUUUGGAUUAGAUUAUUUUUUA
Hevea brasiliensis (rubber tree) is the source of this 1253-nucleotide messenger RNA. RefSeq lists its product as uncharacterized. The transcript has 5 exons. Bases 193 to 690 code for a protein of 165 amino acids. Lineage: Eukaryota; Viridiplantae; Streptophyta; Magnoliopsida; Malpighiales; Euphorbiaceae. The record is from RefSeq and is a predicted model, not a curated record. Gene Ontology annotation, cellular component: endoplasmic reticulum.